Molecule: messenger RNA, 469 nt
Organism: Trachemys scripta elegans
Lineage: Eukaryota; Metazoa; Chordata; Testudines; Emydidae
Product: sideroflexin-5-like
Exons: 6
Coding region: 98-469 (123 amino acids)
Biological process (GO): mitochondrial transmembrane transport; citrate transport; monoatomic ion transport
Cellular component (GO): mitochondrial inner membrane
Molecular function (GO): citrate transmembrane transporter activity; monoatomic ion transmembrane transporter activity
Source: RefSeq, a predicted model, not a curated record
UUGGCCGCGUCCAAUAGCAGCGGCGGCGAGGCGAGGGGCCGGACCCGGCGGCGGAGGAGGCCGUUUAAAGUGGCGGCGCUUGCGGGGCGUGAGGGGAAUGGCGGAGCCGGCGGAGUAUCCCCCUUUCCAGCUGGGGAAGCCCCGCUUCGAGCAGACUUCAUUUUAUGGCCGAUUCAGGCACUUCUUAGACAUCGUUGACCCCCGCACUCUCUUUGUUACAGAGAGUCGUCUUAAAGAAGCUGUGCAGUUGCUGGAGGAUUAUAAACAUGGGACUUUACCCCCUGGAGUCACCAACAAAGAGCUUUGGGGAGCUCAAAAAAUAAAGCAGGCCAUCAUACAUCCUGAUACCAAUGAGAAGAUCUUCAUGCCUUUCAGAAUGUCAGGUUACAUUCCUUUUGGAACACCCAUUGUAAGUAUUUUAGCAUUUCUCCCCACCAGGCCUGAGUGUAACAGGAAAUGCAUUUUUUAG